This is a messenger RNA of Microthlaspi erraticum, 1797 nucleotides long. The record is from the annotation of a GenBank genome assembly. NCBI's taxonomy places the organism in Eukaryota, Viridiplantae, Streptophyta, Magnoliopsida, Brassicales, Brassicaceae.
AUGGGACGUAAGGGGCAUGGAGGGACUUGGCACAUGGAUGCAGCACAACUGGAUACGCAAAGGAAGAAGGAGGAAGCCAUCUUGAAGACCAGCUCGACCAUCUACUCGACCAACCGGUCGAGUUCCUCAACUCGACCGGCCAAGCUUCAACUCGAUCGAGCUGAGAAGUCAACAGUCAAACCCGAAAAAUGUGUAUGCGAACUCGAUCGAGUCGGUCUACAGAGACUUGGUCGAGCUAGACUUACAACGGGUAGAAAGAGGGUUCAGAGGUCACAGAGGGUACAAGAGGAACCUGAGGUGCUUGUUGCUGAUACAAUGGAUGUACCAGAGGGGAAUGGAAACCCUUUGGGCAAUGGACUCGGUCGAGCUAGGCAAACUCGACCGAUUGGUCAAGGAGAUGCUCCAAACCGCCACCAACAGAGACAAGGGAUUGUUCCACCACCAGUGCAGAACCACAACUUUGAGAUCAAGCUGGGAAUGAUCAACCUUGUCCAGAACAAGAUGUUCCAUGGAUUGCCAAGUGAAGACCCCAUUGACCACCUUGAUGAGUUUGAUAGGCUUUGUGAUUUGACAAAGAUCAAUGGUGUCUCUGAAGAUGCCAUCAAGCUGAGACUCUUUCCUAUGUCUCUAGCUGACAAAGCUCACCAAUGGGAGAAGAGCUUGCCCCAUGGCACAAUCACCACUUGGGAUGAAUGCAAGAAGGCCUUUCUUGCUAAGUUUUUCUCCACCGGUCGCACAGCCAAGCUUAGAGGAGAGAUAUCCAGCUUCAUCCAGCGAAACAAUGAGACAUUCGCAGAGGCUUGGGAGAGGUUCAAAGGCUACACAAGUCAGUGCCCACACCAUGGAUUCAACAAUGAAUCACUACUCUCCACUCUUUAUAGAGGAUGCUUGCCUAGGUAUAGGGAGAUGCUAGACACAGCUAGCAAUGGGAACUUCCUCAACCAGGAUGUAGAUGAUGGCUGGCAACUUGUGGAGAACAUGGCCAUAUCAACAGAAUGCUAUGGAGAGCACUAUGAAAUUGGACAAACUGAUCCUAGCCCAAUUCCCUGCCAAGCAUGUCAACUAUGUCUCAGAACAAACCUAGUCAAGGACCAGGAAGGGGAGGAGACAACACAGAGGUUUGCUAUAUUCAAAAUAGACAAGGAAGCUAUAGGAAUCCUCAACAAGGAGAUACAACAAUUAUCCAAGCCCCCUGGCCGCACCAACAACAAUGUUCCACAAGGCUUCAACCAAAGGACUACUCAUACCCAACCAACUCAAGAUUGGGAUAUGAAGGAAAUGCUCCAACAACUCCUACAAGGGCAAGCCAAAGGUUCUCUGGAAAUGAACAACAAGCUGGUUGAGAUACACUCUAAACUAGAGUCAUUGACUUCAAGAGUCCAAAUCAUUGAGUCUUCAAGUGCAUCAUCCUCUUCACCACAAGAGUAUGCCCAAGCAGUUACACUAAGAAGUGGGCGGCAAUUCCCAAGUAGAGGUAGCCCACCCCAAAUCGCUGUGGACAUCGAUGACGAGGAAGGGGAGGAUUUAGUCGAGUAUGCUGAUAACUCGACCCGAACUCGAUCGAGCUGGAACAAAACCCUGAACCAGAACUCGAUCGAGCUGGAGAAACUGAGACACUGCAAGACAAACCAGAGCUCGAUCGAGCAGACAAAGCAAGCUCCAGCCAACCAGCUAAACCUGUUGCAAAGAAGAAAGACACUCCAUCAGGACCACCACCAUACAAACCCCCUCUACCCUUUCCAGGAAGGUUCAAGAAACAACUGUUGGAAGCACACAAGGCCAAGUUUGAUGAACUAA